CCGACUGCAGCCCGGGCGGCCGCGCUCCGUGCCCGUCCUGCAGCCGGAGGGUGCCGGUGCCGGCCACAGCCCCGAGCACCUCAGGAGCGGCGGGGGUGAGACGCCCGGCCGGGCGCUGCUUUCGCGUUACUUCCAGCCCCAGCCCAGGCUCCCCGCCGAGCCCCCGCUGCCCGAUACCCGCGCCUUUCGCCGCUCCGCCCGGCGGCCUGCCGGGGGCGUGCCGAGCCGUGCCGAGCCGGCCGGAGCCGUGCCGAGCCGUGCUGCGCUGCCCACAAAGGCCGGCUCUGGGGGCGCGGGGCCGGCACCGCUCCUCCCCGCGGCUCUGCUCCGGCACCCAUCAUGGCUCCGCGCGCCCCCCGUCCUCUCCUCCUCGUCCUCCUGCUGCUGCCGGGCGGCUGCGGGGCCGGCCUGCCCCCGGAGCCGCCGCCGCCGCCGAGCCCGCAGCUGCAGCCCCAGCCCCUGCCCGAGUCGGCUCCGCAGAAGCCCACCGUGCUCCUGGCCAUCAUCGCCCGCAACGCGGCGCACACGCUGCCCCACUUCCUCGGCUGCAUCGAGAGGCUGCGCUACCCCAAGAACAGGAUCGCCCUCUGGGCAGCCACUGACCACAAUGCUGAUAACACCACAGCAAUCCUUAGAGAGUGGCUGAAGAACGUGCAGAACCUCUACCAUGAUGUGGAAUGGAGGCCAAUGGAAGACCCGCAGUCUUACCCAGAAGAGAUUGGACCAAAGCAUUGGCCAAGCUCCCGGUUCACCCAUGUGAUGAAACUCCGACAGGCUGCCCUGCGUGCUGCGCGAGAGAAGUGGUCAGACUACAUCCUGUUUGUUGAUACAGAUAACCUACUGACCAACCCACAAACCCUGAACCUGAUGAUAGCAGAGAACAAGACAUUGGUGGCACCAAUGCUCGAGUCUCGCUCUCUCUAUUCGAACUUCUGGUGUGGCAUCACCCCCCAGGGCUAUUACAAAAGGACCCUGGAUUAUCCCCUGAUUCGGGAAUGGAAGAGGACAGGCUGUUUUGCUGUCCCAAUGAUUCAUUCCACAUUCCUCAUUGACUUGAGGAAAGAGGCCUCUACCAAGCUGAUGUUCUACCCGCCCCACCAGGACUACACCUGGAGCUUUGAUGAUAUCAUGGUCUUUGCCUUCUCCAGUCGCCAAGCAGGAAUUCAGAUGUACAUCUGCAACCGUGAGCACUAUGGUUUCCUUCCCAUGCCCCUGAAACCACAUCAGAUGCUGCAAGAAGAAGCUGAGAACUUUGUGCACACAUUAAUUGAAGCUAUGAUUGAUCGUCCUCCCAUUGAACCUUCUCAGUAUGUCUCUGUUCCUCCAAAGCACCCUGACAAGAUGGGAUUUGACGAAAUUUUCAUGAUCAAUCUGAAGCGUCGGAAAGACAGGCGGGAUCGGAUGCUGCGGACUCUCUAUGAACAGGAGAUUGCAGUCAAGAUAGUGGAAGCUGUGGAUGGAAAAGCACUGAACACAAGUCAGCUCAAAGCUCUCAGCAUUGAUAUGCUUCCGGGUUACCGUGACCCAUAUUCCUCCAGACCACUAACCAGGGGAGAGAUCGGCUGCUUCCUUAGUCACUAUUACAUCUGGAAGGAGGUGGUGAACAGAGAACUGGAGAAGACGCUGGUUAUCGAGGACGAUGUGCGCUUUGAACACCAGUUUAAAAGGAAGCUCAUGAAGCUGAUGGAUGACAUUGAAGAAGCACAACUAGAUUGGGAGCUUAUAUACAUUGGACGGAAAAGGAUGCAGGUGCAGCAGCCUGAGAAAGCAGUUCCCAAUGUCAUGAACCUCGUGGAAGCUGAUUACUCUUAUUGGACUCUGGGGUAUGCAAUCUCUUUCCAAGGUGCUCAGAAACUAAUUGGAGCUGAGCCUUUCAGCAAGAUGCUGCCUGUAGAUGAAUUUCUGCCGGUCAUGUACAACAAGCACCCUGUAGCAAAGUACAUGGAAUACUAUGAGUCCAGAGACUUGAAAGCCUUUUCAGCAGAACCACUGCUUGUUUACCCCACCCACUACACAGGCCAGCCAGGCUACCUCAGCGACACAGAGACCUCUACUAUCUGGGACAAUGAGACCGUGUCAACUGACUGGGACCGAACACACUCCUGGAAGUCCCGGCAGCAGGGCAAGAUCCAUAGCGAUGCCCAGAACAAGGAUGCCCUGCCUCCUCAGUCAUCUCUCAACACGCCAUCCUCCAGGGAUGAGCUAUGACUGCCUGCUUCCCCUGGGCUCUUUUGACAGCUGAACCUGCCUCACACCUGCUUUGCACCCUUGAAAGUUGUAGAGCAGCUGUUCAUGUGGUCUCCUUCCUGCUACCUGGAAUGGCAAGCAGGGUGGUUGGACCUGGUUGUGUUAUGAUUUACCAGGCUGCUUUUCCAGGACUGCGGGGAGAGGAAGGAGGAAAAAGUGUUCAAACUGGCUGAAAAAAGGCAGAGAUCGUAACAAAAGCCUUUGCAAGCUUUUGUAAACAAACAAAACAAACCUUGAAUGACGUCUUUCUACAAUACAUCGUGUAGAAUACUGUAUUUAUAAAGAUUAAUAUAUAGAGGUGUACAAGUGUUAAUACCUUUCUGGAUAGCUGUAACUGGGCUGCUGUGUAACUGUUACUUCUUGUAGGUUUGUAGGCUUUUAUAGCACUGUUUGCCGAGAGAAACUGCAGGCAAGUGUUUGGGUUACUUGGUUUUGUUUUUCAAAGGGAUCUCUGUCAGAAUCGAGAUUGUUUUUCAAAAAUGUUUGAUGCACUGGAGCGGUGCUCCAGUGUGGUGUCUGCUCCUUCAUCGCACUUCUGCAGAACAACGUUUCUGGCUCCCCUCUAAAUUUAAAGACUUCCUAGAUCCCAUCCAGGUAGGUCUGCCAGUCUGGAACUGAUACUUUGGCAUGUCUAGAAUCGUGGAAACUAACAGAUAAAGUGGUGGUUGCCCCUUCUGUUUUUCUCUGCACUGUAUGAAGGGAACAUGCCUUGCUUUCUCCCUGCCUCAGUUUAUUCCUUCAGGAAAAGAAAGCCUGACAACCUUUUUGCAGGCCUGUUUAAGUAGGCCACAAAAACAAGCACAGGACUUCUAGGAAAUUUGAUUUUUAUAGUUCUGGUUAUGAACUUCUUAUACUACCCUAAUAGAACAACCGACCAAAAUGUUAGUGCUGUCAGCUGUACUGUUCUCAACAGCCUUGAUAGAAUUGUGUUACAGGACGGAAAGGCAACUUGUCUUGAUAUUUUUUUCGAGUGUGGAGCAAACUGACUUGCCUUUGGCUAGCAUGUCAGCAGAGUGUGAUGUUUUGUUGUUUUUUUAAAAGGUUUCUUAGAGGCCAGGUGAUUGUGGACUACACUGCUUAGGUUUAGCUGGCACAGGUCUCAACCUGCAGGCUCUUGUUGCAGGGGGCAAUGUUCUCCUGCACUAGCAAACUGGAGACUCACCUGCUGGCUAACCUGUACAGUUGGGUAUGUGUGGUUGUUUGUUUUUAUUGUUGUUUGUUUUUAAUAAUUACUGAUCAAAGUUGUGCUUUCUGCUAAAGAAGACAUGUUGUUAUUACCUGUCAGCGGGUCUGAUAAUACAUAGAACCUGGUGCAAGACAA
Molecule: messenger RNA, 3568 nt
Organism: Oxyura jamaicensis (ruddy duck)
Lineage: Eukaryota; Metazoa; Chordata; Aves; Anseriformes; Anatidae
Gene: COLGALT2
Product: collagen beta(1-O)galactosyltransferase 2
Exons: 12
Coding region: 340-2208 (622 amino acids)
Molecular function (GO): procollagen galactosyltransferase activity
Source: RefSeq, a predicted model, not a curated record